This is a messenger RNA of Chironomus riparius, 513 nucleotides long. NCBI's taxonomy places the organism in Eukaryota, Metazoa, Arthropoda, Insecta, Diptera, Chironomidae. The record is from the annotation of a GenBank genome assembly.
AUGAAAUUUCUAGUUCUUGCUUUGUGCAUUGUUGGAGCUAGUUGCGAUCUGAUUCCAUUUUCAACUGACCAAACAAAUAAAAUCAGAGAAUCGUGGAAUCAAAUCAAAAAUAAUGGAGUUGAUAUCCUUUACUACAUCUUUAAGGAGAAUCCAGACAUCCAAGACAAAUUUCCACAAUUUGCUGGAAAGGAUCUUGAUUCAAUCAAAGACACUUCAGACUUUUCCAAGCACGCUUCAAAUGUCAUCAGAUUUUUCUCAGAAUUAAUUCCAAUUAUUGAAGGCAAACCAAAUGUAGCUUCCUCGAAAUUUCUUAUCGAUAACUUAGCUGGAACCCAUAAAGCUCGCGGGGUCACAAAAGAUCAAUUUAAUAAGUUUCGUGCAUCACUCACCAAUUAUAUUGAAGAUAAUGUCCCGUUGGGUAAAAAUGUUUCGGCAGUUUGGCAAAAAGCUCUUGAUGGUGUUUAUUCUUAUCUGUACUUAGCUCUUGAUGGAAAUUCAUUUAAACUGUGGUGA